Molecule: messenger RNA, 3566 nt
Organism: Poecilia reticulata (guppy)
Lineage: Eukaryota; Metazoa; Chordata; Actinopteri; Cyprinodontiformes; Poeciliidae
Gene: cnnm1
Product: cyclin and CBS domain divalent metal cation transport mediator 1
Biological process (GO): magnesium ion homeostasis; transport
Cellular component (GO): plasma membrane
Molecular function (GO): transmembrane transporter activity
Source: RefSeq, a predicted model, not a curated record
UCCUUCAGUUCAUUCAGCACCAUGGCUGUGGAUGCUGCGGAUGCGCUCUGCUGCAUCCUGCAUCCGCGCCGGCUCUCCCUCAUCUUUCUCACCGUGACCCUCUCCUCUCUGCCAGCCCCGGCCGUGGCGCUGCUCGGCGUUCGCCCCGAAGACACUCAGAGCGGGGAUCUGUCCGUGCAGGACGGGAUUUUGAGGGCGACCGAGGGGGCUCGCUUCACGCUGAGGGUUUACUACUCCGAGCAUCCUAACGGCGCGAACAUCAGCGGGAGACCUGACGCCGCACCUGCAGCUCCGUGGAUCGCCUUCAUAGAGGAGCCGAGCGGCGGCAGCAAGGAUGCGGAGAGGGCACUCCGCUCCAAGGGGGACCCGUGUGAGGAAGAGAGCUCCCGGAGCUCCGACAUAGAACUGCUGGGCUCCUUCAGGUCCACCUCAAGUCACAACUCUGUUCUGCUUGAGUUGCUGGCCAAAGACUUGCGCAAAGAUGAGGUGAUCAAAUACUACUCCAUGUGUGCGUUUGACGGAGUGAAAUGGAAGCACUUCAGGACCAAAGACUUCUGGCUGGCUGUGGUGGAGAGACCUCCAGAGCCAGAUGUUUGGCUCCAAGCGGGAGUCUCUGUGGUUUUAUUAGCGCUAUCUGCCCUGUGCAGCGGGCUGAACAUCAGCAUGCUGGCUCUUGACCCCGUGGAGCUGCGGGUCCUGCAGAACAGCGGCACAGAAAAGGAGCAGAAAUACGCACGGAAAAUAGAAUCCGUGCGUAAACAUGGGAACUACAUCCUCUGCACUGUGGUGCUGGGCAACGUCCUCACAAAUACGUGUUUUGUGGUGUGGAUGUGCCAGAUUUUGGGAAUGACCGCACUCUCGACUACCUCCUGCACUUUGGGGAUCUUCUUUAUCGGAGAAAUAUUACCCCACUCCGUUGCGUCCAGGCACAGCCUCGCCAUCGCCUCCAAGACUCUGUGCGCCACCCGUUUGCUGAUGCUAAUUUUCUUCCCCAUUGCAUACCCGGUGUCCAAGAUCCUGGACAUCAUGCUGCACCAGGAAAUCAGCAGCUUUUACACCAGGGAGAAGCUGGUGGCCAUGCUGCGCGUCACGGAUCCAUAUCAUGAUCUGGUCAAGGAGGAGCUGAACAUCAUCCAGGGAGCCCUGGAGUUGAGGACCAAAACCGUGGAGGAUGUCUUGACCCCUCUGACAGACUGCUACAUGCUAUCAUCAGACGCAGUCCUGGACUUUUGCACCAUGUCCGACGUGAUGCAGAGCGGCUUCACCCGAAUUCCGGUCUACGAGAACGACAGGUCCAACAUUGUGGACAUCCUUUUCGUCAAAGACUUGGCCUUCGUGGAUCCGGACGAUUGCACUCCCUUGAAAACAAUCACGCAGUUCUACAAGCAUCCCAUGCACUGCGUCUUCAGUGACACCAAGCUAGAUGUGAUGCUGGAGGAAUUCAAGAGAGGCAAGUCUCACCUGGCCGUGGUGCAGCGGGUGAACAGCGAAGGCGAGGGGGACCCUUUCUACGAAGUGAUGGGCAUUGUAACGCUGGAGGAUGUGAUCGAAGAAAUCAUCAAGUCUGAGAUUGUGGAUGAGACAGACCUGUACACUGACAAUCGGACCAAGAGACGAGUGUCCCACCACGAGAGAAAGCAACAGGAUUUCUCUAUCUUCAAGCUAGGAGAAAAUGAGCUGAAGGUGAAGAUUUCUCCCCAGCUGCUGCUCGCCACGCACCGUUUCUUAGCCACAGAAGUGGAGCCGUUCAGGUUGUGUCACCUGUCGGACAAGAUCCUGCUGCGCCUCAUCAAACACCCGAGUGUCGUGCAGGAGCUGAAGUUUGACCCCAAGGACAAACACGCUCCUCAACACUAUCUUUACCAGAGAAACAAACCAGUUGACUACUUCAUCCUCAUUCUGCAGGGACGUGUGGAGGUGGAGAUAGGAAAGGAAGCGCUCCGGUUUGAAAAUGGAGCCUUUUCCUACUACGGCAUGCCAGCGCUAAUCCCGCCACUGCCAACUGAGUGUAACGCUGCCGAGGACAAUCAAUGGAUGGAUCGGAGUUGCUUGUGCACAAACUCAGGUCAGAGCAUGAAAACAGGACGCGGUUUAUAUGCAUAUCUUCUGCGUUUCUUUGCAGCCCACAGAUACAGCUCCCGAAGCAGCGGCCUGAACCAGUGGGACUCGUUACUGAGCGGGGGCAGCGUGGGGCAGCUCACGCUGGGCGGAGGGGCCUAUUUACCAGACUACUCAGUGCGACAACUCACAGACCUGCAGAUCAUCAAGAUCAGCAAGAACCAUUACCAGAACGCACUGACAGCCACCCGGAUGGACAGCACGCCUCAGACCCCCGAUGCCGUGGAUCCUGACAUUAAAGGGAGACCCCCGGGCCCGGAGGCUCGCUCAAACAGCAUCGCUCUGCCACUAAUGAGCACACACACUCGACUGGGGCUGGCGCGCUUUGCACACCUCCAUCCGUACGGUGGCCUUCACAGCACCUCCCAGCUCAACGAGAGAAACCGCAUUGUUCGCAGUAAAUCUGAUGGGCAGAGGAGUCCAAAUGACACAGUGUUCCUUCGCAUGGAUGAGAUUCCUUACAUCCAUGAGGACCGACCCGAAAGUUCUGCUGACAAUGAUGUGCCUACGGAGCCGUCCACCUCCCCCUUCAUCAGCUCCCUGUCCCUGUCCAGCUCAGAGGAGAACAUCGGAAAGAAGCUCCUGCGUAAACUGAGUAACAAGAGGAGGAAAAAGUCUCGAGAAGGAGAAAAGAGUUUGGAUGAGGAGGAGGGGUCAGAGCAGCCAUCGGUAACAAGCUAGUCCAGCAAACUUGAGGAGGAGGGAUAAAUCAUGCACACCCUUCCUCUUGUUAUUCCCUGGACGCCCUGUGUACCUAAAAGUUAUUUGAACUUGUUCAACUCUUCACCCACUUAUAAAUCCUCAGGACCCCAUGGAUACAUCCUGCCCUCUUUUUGCCUGGAAAAAAAAAGAACUUGACAGGACAUAUUUUAACAACACAUCUGACAAGUGAAAUCUUUCAGCAGACUGCAUGGGCUUCAUUCAGUUUUAUCCACUUUCUUGGUGCAAAUCGUCUCCAUAUUACCUUUUAAUAGUGGGCAUAUUUACAAUGAAAUACGUUAUACUGAAAUACCAAAACAUCAAAGUAUGAAACAGGGUCUACUUGAACAAACAAAAAAAAAGUGUUUGGUAAUUAUUUUUUUCAUUAUUAUUGAUACUGUGUGGUAGUUUCCACAUUCUGAAAAUGUCUGCGAAAGAAGCUCAUGAUGUUGCCAACCAGGGGCCCGACUACUGCCAGCACAACUGACAACACAAGGCAUAAUAGAAAAGGCCACCAAACAGGAGCACAAUUUACACAUAGCUUCUUAAAAAAGCCAUAAAAUUGCCAAUUUUUAGUCUGAUUGUAAAGAAAUGAGGUAAAAGUUAAAAAAAAGAGCAAAGUUUCUUUAGUUUACGUCUAUUUGAAAAGUGUCAACAUUGCCAGUGUAUGUGAUACGAAAACAAUGCAAGUCAUAAAAAAAAUGCUUUAAUUGCACAGAUUCAUGAGCACAUUACAUCCUUUUCCAGAU